Pristis pectinata (smalltooth sawfish) is the source of this 5416-nucleotide messenger RNA. RefSeq names its product TRAF family member-associated NFKB activator (gene tank). The coding region runs from base 182 to 1522 and encodes 446 amino acids. Gene Ontology annotation, biological process: canonical NF-kappaB signal transduction. The record is from RefSeq and is a predicted model, not a curated record. NCBI's taxonomy places the organism in Eukaryota, Metazoa, Chordata, Chondrichthyes, Rhinopristiformes, Pristidae. The transcript is spliced from 10 exons.
AGCUCAGAAGCCGGGGAUUCCCCACCGGGGACUUCCGAACUCUUCUCUCGGCCGUCAGCGAGCAGCCAAUGAGCGGCGCCGGCCAAAAUCCUCAGCGCCAGCGGGUGCGACGCUACAGCUCCGCCGGGACUCGGGCUUCUGAUGUUGUUAUUUUUAGAUUUGUAAUAUUGUUCUGCUAAAUAUGGAUAAAAAUAUUGGAGAGCAGCUCAACAAGGCAUUUGAUGCUUAUCGUCAGGUAUGUGUGGAGAGAGACAUCAUCAAGAAAACACUAGAGCAACAGAUUUGUGUCUUAGAGCAAACCCUGGAAAAGAAACAAAAUAUCAUUGCAAAAUUACAAUCACAGGCUGCCUCUACCACUCCUAGAGAUUUCACCCACUCUUCCAAUUGUGGUAAUAUUCCUGGUCAAGUUCAGGCUCUGGACACUUUGCCACAAAUAAAUGAGGGUGACAUACUGAAAGUCAGAAGAAAUGAGGCGCAACAUUCUGCAGCAUCUGAUUCACCAGAGGACUUGAAAGAAGCAUUAGAAAGGGAAAGACUUUGGAAGGAUCAAUUGGUAGCUGUGAACAACAGGUUAAAGGAACAGAUAAAGGAUUAUCAGCAAAAACAGACAGAGCUUAAAACCGACAUUGAAAAAAAAGACCAUCAACUGUGGCAGCUCAGAAAAGAAUUAAAGGAAUACACCGACUUACAACCCUGCAGUAGGCCAACCUUGGAGGUGAACUGGGAGUUGACUGAAUCAUCAUUAAAGAAGGAUGUUCCUUUGGCAGGGACAGAUCAUCAUGCUUUAUACAAGUAUGUUUUCAUCCCUCUUUAUAUGCCUUUCUCAAUGCCUAUACAGUGCACAGAUGAAGGAGAGCAAGAACAUAUAACAAAAGCUACUGUGAAGGAGGGAAGUCUAUCAAAGGACUUUGUUGCAUCACAAGGCCACAGAGUUCAACAGGAGCAACUUCGUGUUGUUGAGUCAUUGUCUGAUUUAGAUAUCAAAUUUCCACCUUCAGAUAAUGAUUAUGAUUUCCUAAACAGUGCACCAGAAAAACCAAGACUAAAACUUCCUAUUGGAGUCCCUACUUGUAAAGUUGAAGAGGUGCUGCUGAAUGAUAAUAUCCAGGACUUGAAUGAAAAAUGCAAUAAACAAGAAUGGACUUCAUUUGAAAUUUGUAAUGUGGGACCAACUAAUGAAGCAUCUGCCAACCUUUUCUGUGGUGAACAAGGGAAAUGUGCAAACAUUAAUAUUUCCACAGUUGACAGAACCCCAUUUAGAAGUCCUUCAAGCCCUUCAGUUCAUAAACCUUCCAAAUCCUUUCCUAAACAGAUAAGAGGACCACAGCAGCCUGUGUGGAGUCCUUACCACAAUAAAGAGGGUGAAUUGCUACAUCAAGCAUCCAAUGACUCUGACCUGGACCUAAACUCCAAAAUCUGUGAAUUCUGUCAGGCAGUCUUCCCAGCAGGCACCACAUCUAGGGAAGACUUCCUCAGGCAUCUUAAUUCACACUUUAUGCAUCCCGCUAAAAAUGGAUUGUAAUGCUUAUACAUUUCUACAAUUGAGAUGAAGAAACCAGUCCUGUGAACUUAACAAGUUUACACGAUGUACAAAAUAGCUGUUGUUAACGUGGAAUUAUAAAUUCCAAAAGGACAUCUUUAUAAAGUUAGUACAGUAACAUACUUUGGAAUUUUUGUCCUUGAAGGAACUUUUUUACUUUGGAACAAUGUAUGAUUAUUUAUAAAGAAACACUUUGACAAGUUCAUUUGAAACUAAUUGUCCUUUUGGGCCAUUUAUAUCUUCAUAAGUGUCAUGAAAUUGUAAUUCAUCUAAAUCAGCAUUUUAAAAAAUCACUAUAUUACAAAGUGAGGAAAAAAAAGCUGUUGGCAUAAAUAAACUGAAUUAUUAAUUUUGUAAUCUUUAUCCUUUUUUUAUAUAAAAAAAUGCUAUUAGAUUGCCUGUUCCUCAUUUUAUUUUUGUUUUUUUAUUGUGACCAGCCCACUAAACUAAGAAAGUACCCAGUCCUAUACACAAGCUCUCAUUUAUCUUUCGUUUCUUCGGUCUCCCUUGACUCAUCUUGUUCAUCAUCUUUAUCCCUUGAAUGUCUUCCCACCAAAGUGUUGCCAACCAACCCACCAUCUUGGACUCCGUAUUAAUUUAUUUUGCUCAUAGUUCUUCCUCCUUGGCGACUGAUCUGUUUCAUUAAAAACUGGUGUUUCCAUGGCUCUCCUUAAAAAGCCCCUCUGCUCUUGCACGUUACUGCAUUGACUCCAAACUCCCUCUCCUCUCAACUCAUUGAAUAUUUUCUAACCUUCCAAACUCAUGCUUAUCCCACCAGAACUUAAUUGAAUCACUUUGUUACAGUAUCAGGAAAGCUUUGAUCAAAGCAACAUAAUAUGAUAUUCUGUAAAAGUAAUCAGCCCAUUCUGAUUCAUCAUGACCUGUGUGCAGUCUCUUUCAAACCAUCUCUAGUGCCGUACAGCUGGGUAGAGCCAUCUUCAACUGCUUUCAUUCUUUCCUAUCAGGCUUAGCCAUUGACUUACCGGUCCAGUAACUGCACUAUUGCUUCUGAUAUAUCCCAAGGAAUAAUGUUUCUCAUUCAGGUGCUGCCCCUUGAUAACAUCAUUCAUAAAUACAGCUUUGGUUUCUGCAUCUAAGUUAAUGCUAUCCAACUUAACCUCACUAGGCCCUCUCUUUACUCUUGCACUAUUGCAAAAUUGUCAGACUGUUAAUCUGACAAAUAGUCCUGAUUGAGGAGAAAUAUUUUCAAACCAAGUAUUAGAAAGACAAAACCCAUUGUCUUUCAUCCCUAUCACAAAUUUUGUUCCUUAGCCGUUGAUUCCUCACUGGCAACUGUUGAAAAUUGAACUGCACUAUUUAUAAUAUUGGUGUCACCACUUCUGAUCCUGAUUUAACCUUCAGACUGUAAAGAAUUAUUGCACAGAGGAGACCAUUCAGCCCAUUGUUUCUUUGCUGGGUCUGAGUAAAGCAAUUCUGUAAGUCCCAUUUCCCUCUUUCCCCAUACCCCUUCAUAUUAUUUCUCUGAUGCCUAUCCAAUUCCCUUUUAAAGGCACUGAUUAAUUUUGUUUUCACCACCUUUACAGGCAAUGAUUACUGGAUCCUAACUACUCUGAGUUUUACAGAAUAUGUGCCUUGCAUCUUUCGCCCAGAGUUUUAGAUCUUUGCCCCCUAGUUCUUGAACUAUCCACCAGUGUCUGGUUUCACUGAGUCUGUCCAUUUCCACCAAGAUAAUUGUCUGACUUCUCCACUGCCUGAUCUUGUCUGCUUCUGAAGCAUUGAAGCAUGCAUCCUCUAUUACCUAGAGACAGAACUGUUCCAAUAUAUAGUAGGUUUUGCCUCGUCCACAACUUUGUCCCUAUUUCUGUUCUCCUUAACCCUGUGCUUGCUGGGAUGGAUUAGACUGCAGUUAUGCAGUGCCUUAAUUUCAAUAUUACCCCUUUCAUUCUUAGAUUGCUUUAGGCCUUAGUCCAUCCCUUCUCUGUAAUCUCAUCCACACUCAGUGAUAUUGAAUGCCCCUGGAAUCUAACCUCUUAACUCACCCCUGCCCCAUAUAGUCACUGCCCCCUUACUCAUUCUCAGCUCUGGAAUUCCCUCCCUAACCUACCUCCCAUCUACCUGCACCUUCCACCUCUCCCCUUUUCAUAGCUCCUUAAAAUCAGCCUCCUUAUACAAGCUCUAGUCAGCCACUGUAAUAUCUCUUGUGUAGCUCAGCAUUGAUAUUUUGUUUGAUAACGCUUCUGUGAAGUGUUUUAGCUAAGUUCUGUGAGGAGCUUCAGGAAGGCUCGAAUAAAUGAAACUUGUUGUUCAAGUCUGACUGCAUUUCACAGUUUUUCACCUAGUGUCAACAUCAAACAUUCUCUAUUCUUCCACAAUAUGCCUUAAUAUGACCUUCAAAAUGAAACCAUUAUUGUUCAAUUUGUUUGAAGUUGCACGAAGUUGCCAAUUUAAUGCCAGUGAAAACAAAUUUAUGAGCAGUUUUGAAUGUAUAUGCAUGCUGAAUUUUAUAUCAUUGAGAGUGUUUAAAAUAAACCACUAAAAGCAUUAUUUUUUUUGUUUUGUUCAAGGCUGUUGGCUAAGACAAAUGAUGUAUUGCCCAAUAUUGUAUCUGAAAUUCCAAACUGUUCUUCAUCUUUAUGAAAAUAUUUGAAUUUGUUUCUCGUUCCAACACCAAGUGGCAAAAUGGUUGGAAUCUAGUCUUUAUUUUUAGAGUUUGUAACAUGGUAAUUCAUUUGCUUUUUGGAUGAGUCCAUCUGACCUAACUUAAAUUAUCUCAUUAGUUAAUGUAGUCACUUAAAACACUAAGGCUCUCAGUACAGAGUUGAUCAAAGUGGAAUUAUUUAUCACUUCUGUGUCAUUAAAGAUGAAAUGGAAUCCAGAGGGAUGCAAUAGCUGAAACUAGCAUUCACUUUUGGGGAGUAGAAUUUUGAAGAUUUUUUUUCUACAAGUGGGUUUUUAAAAUUUUUAUCUCAAUUAUCAAGUGUGCAAACAAAGCAUGAACUUAAAUAUUUAAGUUUAUCACAGGAAGUCCAUUUUGGGGACAUAUUAAUGAUGAAGCACAAUAAUCAAUAUAGACAAAUCAAUCUUUCAUCAGUAUGUGGUUCUGACAAAGAAACUUAUAAUUCCUUGUUUCAUGAAUGAUGAGAUUCCAAACGGAGGUUGCAGUUCUAGUUUCUCAAUGUCUAUAUUAUAAUCUAUUUCCUGAUGUCAAGAGUUUAAAGUAGCUCAGUAGAUAGGAGUAAACUUCAAAGAUGACAUCAGGUUUAAUUGAGGCCACCUGGUGAUAAUAAGGUAUGACAUUGGCACUUAGUUUUCCUCCUUCUUCUGGUAUAUCCCGGCUGAUAACAAGACAUCCAGAAUGCUACGGGUUUUCCUGCAUAAUUGCAUUCAGAUCUAUUUAAGACAUGAAAAUAUUGUAAUCUUAUAUAUGUGUUAUAAAGUUAUUUAUUUUGCCUAAUUAUUACUUCUCAUCUGUUUCUGUGGUUCUAUAUAAAUGUAUGAAUUUAGAGCAAGAAUUCAGUCCCUCAAAUUUGCACUGCCUUGUAUUAAAAUCAUGACCUACCUGAUGGUAACCUCAACCCUGCAUUCCAGCCUACCAAUGAUAACUUGUUUAUCAGAGAGAUAUCUUCCUGUGCCUUAAAAAUAUUCAAUGAAUUUACUUGCACUGUCCUUUUGAGGAAGAGAAUUCCAAAGACUUUCAAACCUCAUACAGAAGAAUUUUUGCCUUCUUUCUGCCUUAAGUGGAUGCCCCCUUAUUUUUAAACAGUAACCCCCAGUUGUAGCUUCUGCAAAAAAAGGAAACAACAUCUCCACAUCCAAUCUGUCAAGCCCCCUCAGGAUCCCAUGUGUUUCAGUGGAAACCUCUCUGUUCCAAACUUCAGAGGAAACAAGCCUGACCUGUCCAACAUGUCCUUGUCC